AUGAACCCUGAUCUUUAUUAUAUUGUUUGUACGCUUUUCUUUCUCCUCCUCGUCAUUAAAGAUAAGAAAUUGUACUCCUGCUACAAGCAAUACCACUAUUUGUCCCGAUGUCAUUUUGAUAGAACCCGUGGGAAGAGGCGGAGCAUAGACGAAGGCGUUCCAACCGGACUGGGGGAGGUACGUGCUGCGUCAUGUGGUACACGACGCAAAUCGUUGUCGAGUCACGCCUCCUCAAAUCGGGGCCCACCCACAACAAGAGCCCGUAUCGCUUCACAUAACGCAUCGACAAUGGCAGACCAGGCGGCCGACACUACUCCCGUAGCUCCUAAAGUUCCAGCACCAUCAGCUGAAACAUUAGCUGAUGCCGCUGCUGCUGCUCCUAUUGCUGAACCUGCUCCUGCCGAUGCUGUUCCAUCGAAAGUUCCCAAUGCUGAAUCGACUGAAGCUGCUCAAGCUGCUCAGGCAGCUGAAAAUGCCCCUGAAGUUGCACCUGCUAAAGCAGAAGCUUCAGCUCCUGAACCCGUUCCCGCUCCCGCACCCGCUGCCGAGUCUGCCCCUGCUAAUGAAUCUACCCCUGCCAAAGAUUCUGAAGCUGCUCCAGCAGCUCAAUCUGCUCCUGCUCCCGCC
Strongylus vulgaris is the source of this 627-nucleotide messenger RNA. The record is from the annotation of a GenBank genome assembly. Lineage: Eukaryota; Metazoa; Nematoda; Chromadorea; Rhabditida; Strongylidae.